GAAAAGGGCGAUCAGUUGAUUUUUGAAUUCGUCGCGAUGUUUCCGAUUUACGCCGUGAUCGUGGGCCUUUCAGUUCUAUCGCUCCUGCCCCAGGAUGCCAGUGGAUCGUGUUCCCUUUCAACCGUUGCUCCGGCUCCGUUCCAUCUUAUCAGCUUUGGCUCGAAGCAAUUAUUGUCCGAUACCCCGCAAACAUUUGAAGUGCAAACGGACCAGACCAUUGACCUUUUCUGCGCUAGUGGAUUUAUUAUAAACUUUGAAACAGUUGAUUACAAUGAGCCGAGUACGAAAACACUUACCGAGACUAAACUGACAAUGGAAUGCCGCCCUUAUCAGUAUUUUACCCACGAUGGUAAAAAUUAUAGAACUCCGUUGGUUCGGUGUCGGAAGGAAGUGUUACAGUUGUUUGAAAGCGAAACAAGUUUGCCAAAUUGCACGGACAUGACCCUUGUGUUGGGUAGUAAAUUCGGUGACAAGAGAUUAAUCAAAAAUGCGGCAUUGUGCUAUGAUAUAAUCGCCACUCAAUUGAAAUAUAUUGCUUAUACGACAAUUUUCAAAGAACAUCGGAUCGUCGCAGAGACCCAAUUGGGACAACUUAACGAUGUCGGAUUAAAUAUCCAAGUGAACUAUGAAGAGAAUCUAUUUUGGAUUAUCAGCCGGCGGGAACUUAAUGCGUACUUGGCAAAGGAGAAGCAGUUGUUCUCGGAAGACACUUUCCAGGUAGGCAGUUUGGUCCAGGAUGUGACUGUUAGUAGGCAGUUGGCCGGCUACGAGAACUUGAUGACCACCGUUUGGUUUGAGGUGCUGCGUUCCGGCAACUGGAAACACUGGACGACGGCAAUGCAUGAUGCCAUCGGUAUGCACUUCGACAUUCGUUUGGGUGUCUCCGGAGUUCUGGAGCUGCCGACGGUCGCCGGACAAUCAUGCAACGCAAGCCGAUCGUUGCGUAUUGCAUUGGACGAUGGCAGAUACGUGACCAUUCCCGCCCACAUUUGGGCCCAUGUGCACGCUGUGGAGGAGACCGGUACCGGACUGGAUGAGUUCGUCAUCAUUGGACACAACUCGCCCUUUUACCGCAGUGGCUCAAGCGACCUAUGCCCCUCGAUGUGCAACCAGGUGUCCUGGCUGCGGAACAGCGUCUUCGCCAGCCUCCACGAGUUCCCCGUCUUAGGAAUGGUGCAGUGCUGCCGGGUGGAGGAUGUGGCCCACAAGCUGGACAAUUUCCCCGGUUCCUUUGGACCGAGGACAACCGAGGGUACCGGGACAACAGAACCCACGGCACCAAAAAUGGAUUUCCCCUUCUCCGGGGUUCUCGGAACGGUGGAGUAGGUUGUCGAUAUGUAGAUUUGAAUAGAUGAACAAAAACUGUAACUUUGUUCAACAUUUUGAAGAAGCAUGCGGCUUUAAAUGCCUACAUAAUUCGCGCUUUGCUUUUUCCCUAUAUGCGAUCCUUAAUUCCAGUAAUAAAGUUAUAAUCAGCGCAUA
Molecule: messenger RNA, 1482 nt
Organism: Drosophila yakuba
Lineage: Eukaryota; Metazoa; Arthropoda; Insecta; Diptera; Drosophilidae
Exons: 5
Coding region: 37-1326 (429 amino acids)
Source: RefSeq, a predicted model, not a curated record